Messenger RNA from Exophiala xenobiotica, 2236 nucleotides. RefSeq names its product T-complex protein 1 subunit alpha. Gene Ontology annotation, biological process: protein folding. The record is from RefSeq and is a predicted model, not a curated record. Gene Ontology annotation, molecular function: ATP-dependent protein folding chaperone; ATP binding; ATP hydrolysis activity. The transcript has a single exon. The coding region runs from base 81 to 1784 and encodes 567 amino acids. NCBI's taxonomy places the organism in Eukaryota, Fungi, Ascomycota, Eurotiomycetes, Chaetothyriales, Herpotrichiellaceae. Gene Ontology annotation, cellular component: chaperonin-containing T-complex.
ACAGAGUUCCGGGUCUGAUAACGGAUCACACAAUCUUGCUCUCAGGUCUCAUCAUCUACUUCGACUGAGAACAACUUCCGAUGGCAGGCAUUUUCGAGGCUCCGCGCAACGCGGGAACCCUCUUUCUCGGUGGCCAGAAGAUCAGCGGCGCAGACAUUCGAGACCAAAAUGUUCUCGCGACACAGGCAAUCGCAAAUGUCGUCAAAUCCUCCUUCGGACCCUCUGGUCUAGAUAAGAUGAUGGUAGAUGAUAUCGGAGAUGUCACGGUCACGAACGAUGGUGCUACAAUUCUGAGCCUGCUCGAUGUGGAACACCCAGCAGGAAAGAUCUUGGUGGAUUUGGCACAACAACAAGACAAAGAAGUCGGAGACGGAACGACGUCUGUUGUGCUCAUCGCAGCGGAACUAUUACGGCGAGCGAACGAACUCAUGAAGAACCGAAUACACCCGACUGUCAUCAUCACCGGCUAUCGACUGGCAUUAAGAGAGGCGGUCAAAUAUAUGCAGGAGAACAUCAGUACCAAGGUGGAAACCCUGGGAAGGGAAAGUUUGAUUAACAUUGCCAAAACGUCCAUGUCGAGCAAAAUCAUUGGCUCAGAUGCAGACUUCUUUGCCAACAUGGUGGUUGACGCAAUGCAGUCAGUCAAAUCAGUCAACACGCAGAGGAACGAGACAAAAUACCCGGUCAAGGCCGUCAACAUUCUGAAGGCUCACGGCAAGAGCUCCACAGAGUCAAUAUUGGUCAAGGGUUACGCUCUGAACUGCACCGUUGCAUCACAAGCUAUGAAAACGAGGAUAACAGACGCCAAAAUUGCAUGCCUCGACAUGAACCUUCAAAAAGAACGCAUGAAGCUCGGUGUACACAUUACAGUCGAAGAUCCUUCGCAGCUGGAAAAGAUACGUGAGCGAGAAGCGGGGAUUGUGCUGGACCGCGUGGAGAUGAUAUUGAAGGCUGGUGCCAAUGUUGUCAUGACUACGAAGGGCAUCGAUGAUCUUUGUCUGAAGGCCUUCAUUGAACGUGGGUGCAUGGCUGUUAGAAGAUGCAAGAAGGAAGACUUGAGGCGCAUAGCGAAAGCAACUGGCGCCACCUUGGUUAGCAGUCUGUCUGACCUAAAUGGCGACGAGAAAUUCGAAAAAGAAUUCCUUGGAUCUGCCGAGGAAGUUGUGCAGGAGCGGAUAUCAGACGAUGAAUGCAUCCUUGUUAAAGGGACCAAGGCUUUCUCGUCAGCAUCCAUCAUCCUUCGGGGUUCGAAUGACUACCAGCUUGACGAAAUGGAGCGCUCAGUCCACGAUUCGUUAUCCGCCGUCAAGCGCACAUUGGAGUCUGGCAGCAUCGUUCCUGGAGGUGGUGCAGUGGAGACGGCUCUGUCCAUCUAUCUCGAAGAAUUUGCUAUGACAGUGUCAUCCCGAGAGCAACUUGCAAUUGGAGAGUUCUCACAAUCUUUGUUGACCGUACCGAAGACUUUAUGCGUCAACGCUGCGAAAGAUGCAUCUGAACUGGUGGCCCAACUACGGGUACGGCAUGCCCUGAGUCAACGAGUCCAGGAUAGUGACGGCAACGAGAAAGAGAAGGAUAUUGCAAAAAAGCGGCAGUACAAGAACUAUGGCUUAGAUCUGAUGAAAGGCAAAGUUGUUGAUGUCGUGAAGAUGGGGGUGUUGGAACCUAGCAUGAGUAAGGUCAAGCAGCUCAAGAGUGCUGUGGAAGCCUGCAUUGCUAUCAUGAGGAUCGACACUUUGAUCAAGUUGGAUCCACCAGAGCAACAAGACGACGGACACGGUCAUUGAAGACACUGAGCAGCUUCAUGCAACAAGCAUUCGACGUGGGAAAGAUAUCUCUAGGCUGUGAAAGGGCCUUGCUUAUGAGACCCAGGAUCCUAGAAUGGUGCUGUAUGCCAAUCCCUAUGGAUCGCCAUUGCAAGUUCUCAUUCAGAAGUGCCUCUUCCACACGGUACAUACGUGGGCCCCGGGUUGGGGAUAGGGUUGCCGGACGGAGCCCUCUACUCAUCAGCAUAGGCCAGGGCGAGGCCUACAGAUCCUGCGGCAGAAAGGUUGCGGGGCGCCUAGUUAUCGCACCGGCAGCCCGUAUGAUCUCGAGAUGAUGCACAGUCUCGAACUGCUCCGGUCACCCCCUGGGCACGACCGAUUUCGAGGAUACCCAGAUAGAAUAGAAUGAGAAGAUGUUGGUCAAGAUGUCUGAUGUAUCAGUAUCGAGAUGGAGUUCGGUCACUCAUUUCAUG